CUGGCCUCUAAAGCGCAUGCGCAGAUCGUCGUGUGUCAGUGUUGUCACCACAGAUUGUAUAAAACGUUGUUACGUGAUGUUUUAGUUUUGUCGCUUAAUUGUUCAAUUUAAACGUGUAACGCUGACGGACUCUGCAGCGAUGACGGAAGAAGAAAAACAGAUCAACGACAACAAGGGUUUCCGUCUGCCGGGGAUCCAGAGCAUCCAGAGCACUCCGUGUGCCAGAGACGCCAUCCUGCACGGGGCCGGAGGCUCAUUGGCUGCUGGCCUGCUCCACUUUCUAGCCACCAGUCGAGUGAGGAGGUCUUUUGACGUCGGACUCGGAGGAUUCAUGCUCACCACACUCGGGUCCUGGUUUUACUGCAGGUACAACAACGCAAAGGCUCGUGUGCAGCAGAGGAUGAUCCAGGACGGCAUGAAGAACAAGAUUUUGUACGAAGGAUCUGUUCCAGAUCCCGUGAAACAACCCAUAGCAGAAACACCAUCAAGUCCUUCGUGAUGACUGGCUCUAAAUUCUUCCCCGUCCUUUGCUUUGAAAAAGAGAAGAAACAGCGGCGGGCGACCUUAUCACCUAAAGAUCUGAAAUCUCCUCGUCUCUCAAAGUUGACGUCUUCGUUUUCUGCAUGAACGGCUCCUCUUUCUCAUCCUGAGACAUUUGUAUUCUUCAACGGUCAGUUCCAUCACGUGUUAGAAACCUCAUCAACACGUCAACUCACUGUUUUCCUGCUGUAUUCUCACAUGGAUAUUUUACAAUUUCAGGAACAUAUCAGUUGAGUGCAGAUCUGAAAACAAACUCUGGAGUGUCAGGGAUUAAUUUUUUCUGUGUGAAGCUCCUUUCACUAAAUGGUGUGGAAAAAAAGAACAACCAUUGUGUCAUCAGUCUGUGAUGUUGCUGUGUUUCAGUAUCUGCUGUGACUUGUGGUCUGACUCAGUUUACCACUGUUAUUAUGUUCUGCCUCUUCUCAAACAUCUAAGCUACGUCUCUCACAAUAAGUCAUAAAAAGGACGGGACACAGCAGCAAUGUAUCAACAUGCUUCAGCUGAGAUAUUAAUGUCUUUUCUGCAAACCCUUUGAAAUACAUGGUCUUGUAUGUAAACGACAAACAAAAUGCUCAUAUUUAUUUUUCGCUUCUGGAAAAACUGAAUCUCUACAGUUUUCUCUCUGUAUUUAAGAAUCAAAAUCAGUGACACGACAAACUUCAUCUGUUUCAUUUCUCAAACCUCUCUAACCCUAACACUUCAAAUGUUGCUGAUUUAAACCUUAAUUUUUUUUUAUCAUUAAUAUAUAAACUUGAAGUAACAGAAAAUAAACUUGCACUUAUGUAAACAUGUCUAAUGUUCAGUC
This is a messenger RNA of Pleuronectes platessa (European plaice), 1345 nucleotides long. Its product is annotated as cytochrome c oxidase assembly protein COX20, mitochondrial. Lineage: Eukaryota; Metazoa; Chordata; Actinopteri; Pleuronectiformes; Pleuronectidae. The transcript is spliced from 4 exons. Gene Ontology annotation, biological process: mitochondrial respiratory chain complex IV assembly. The record is from RefSeq and is a predicted model, not a curated record. Gene Ontology annotation, cellular component: mitochondrial inner membrane; mitochondrion. The coding region runs from base 140 to 499 and encodes 119 amino acids.